AUGCUUCUUGUGUUGGCUGCAGCCAUGGUAGCAAUCACCUGGCUUGCAUUUGGGCUGAUCGCUCCAUCACCUCCGACAAAAGGCAGCCAGGGGCCCUUACCUGGCCCACCAGGCAAACCAAUCGUUGGAAACCUCUUUGAGAUCCCCCCGUACCAUUCCUGGCUCAAGUUCAAGGAAUGGGCUGACAUUUACGGGCCAGUCUUCCGCCUCAACCUCAUGGGCCGGCAACACGUUGUAUUGUCAACCGAGAAGGCCGCCAAUGAUCUCCUGCGUGAGCGAGGGACAUAUUAUUCGUCGCGUGAGUUCCUGCCAAUGGCGUCUGGAAUCCUCUCGCGCGAGAUGAGGCCUUUGCUUCUCCCGUACAAUGACCGAUGGCGCCGAGGGCGCAAGCUAAUGCAUCAGUUAACGAUGCCGGCAGCAGCCGACUCUUACCAGGCUGUCCAGGACUACGAGUCCAAGAAACUGCUUGUCUCCCUGCUCGAGGCACCUGACAAGUACGACAAGUGGUUUGAGCUGUACGCCUCCGGGGUUGUUUUCCGGAUUGGAUUCAGCAAAUGGAUUGAAACCGGCGAGGAGCCUGCUGUAAAAAGAAUCAUCCAGGUUAACCAUAAUCUCGAGCGAGUCGCAUCCCCUGGAUCCUACCUGGUUGAUUCAAUCCCACUUCUUAGCUACCUGCCUGAAUUCCUGGCCCCCUUCAAGCGCGAGGGACGGAGAUUGCACAAUGAAGAGCUGAGCCUCUUUCGGGAACUGCAGUCUGACGUGCGGCGUGAAGUGGACAAUGGCUCUGAGGCACAGUCCUUUACGCGCACCUUCCUUGAGAACAAGAACAGCUACCAGCUCUCCGACGACGAGGGGGCCUAUGUGAUCGGCACUCUGUUCGAGGCUGGAAGCGGCACGACCGCAGCGGCCAUGAUGUCCUACUGCCUGGCCAUGUGCCAUUUCCCGGAAUGGCAGAAGCGGAUGCAGGACGAACUGGACGAGCAGGUCGGCGAGCGCAUGCCGGAAUUCAAGGACAUGCCAAUCCUGCCGACGGUGCGUGCUGUUACCAAGGAGGUGUUGCGGUGGCGCCCCGUCACCGCAGGUGGCUUUCCUCACCAGCUGACCAAGGACGACGAGUAUAAUGGGUUUUUCUUCACUAAAGGGACCAUCUUCCAUCCCAACCAAUGGGCCAUCCACCGAGACCCGGCACUGUACCCUGACCCAGACAACUUCCGACCAGAGAGAUGGCUGGACCCAGCGUUCCCAACCACCUACAAGGAACCGCUGUCCAAGUUCCCCAACCUGCAGAACUUCAGCUGUUUCGGGUUCGGGCGCCGCAUCUGCCCAGGCCAGAACAUCGCUGAGCGGUCUCUGCACAUCUUAACGGCCCGCAUCGCCUGGGCAGGCAGCAUCGCUAGGAAGAGAGGCCCCGACGGAAAAGAGCUGCUGCUGCCGCUGUACGACUACACCCGGGGCUUCAACACGCAGCCAGAGCACUUUGCCUUUGACAUGGUUGCGCGUUCGCAGGAGCGGCAUGAAGCCAUCAAGGAAUCUCUCAAGGACGCAAGGUCGAAACGCCCUGCGUAG
Messenger RNA from Aspergillus versicolor CBS 583.65, 1566 nucleotides. RefSeq names its product cytochrome P450. Gene Ontology annotation, molecular function: monooxygenase activity; heme binding; iron ion binding. The transcript is spliced from 4 exons. The record is from RefSeq and is a predicted model, not a curated record. Lineage: Eukaryota; Fungi; Ascomycota; Eurotiomycetes; Eurotiales; Aspergillaceae. Bases 1 to 1566 code for a protein of 521 amino acids.